Molecule: messenger RNA, 765 nt
Organism: Kickxella alabastrina
Lineage: Eukaryota; Fungi; Kickxellomycota; Kickxellomycetes; Kickxellales; Kickxellaceae
Product: Rhodanese-like domain-containing protein
Exons: 1
Source: RefSeq, a predicted model, not a curated record
UACCACACCCUAUCCUUCUACAGCUUCUUCCCGAUCCCUGCCACCGAAACCACAAAGCUGCGUGACGAGCUGCAAAAAGAAUGGACCGGCAAGCUGCGCAUUCUCGGCCGCAUCUACGUAUGCGAGCAAGGAAUCAAUGCGCAAAUCAGCGUGCCGGUGGAAAAUACCGCGGCAUUGCGCCAGUGGCUGGAAAACCACCAACUGCUGUGCGGCCGCAUUCCGAGAUUCAACUGGGCUAUUGAGCAACGCAGAGCGUUUAGUGCUUUGCACGUGCGCGUGCGCCCAUUGGUCGCCACCGGGUGCCCAGUGACCCUGGAUGAGCUAGGCCACGAGCCGGAAUAUCUGGACCCGGCGCAAUGGGACCGCGAACUUCAACAGAACGAGGGCACGCAGCAGCAGCAGCCAUUGCUUAUUGAUAUGCGCAAUUCGUACGAGUUUCGCAUUGGUAAAUUUACCGGCGCCAUUUGCCCCGAUGUCGACACAUUCAGGGAGGAGAUGGACGCUGUGCGCGAGAUAUGCACGGACAAGGAAAAACCCAUUUACAUGUACUGCACCGGCGGAAUCCGCUGCUCUGUGGCCGGCGCCCUGCUCAAGGCUGAGGGAUAUAAGAGUGUCAAGACACUGCGUGGCGGCGUCAUCGCCUACGGCCACCACGUGAGGCAGCCCGCUGAGCAGAGUAAUGCAAAGCAUUCGCUGUUCCGUGGCAAAAACUUUACAUUCGAUAAGCGCCUGGGCGAAGAAGUCACGGAGGAAGUCCUCGCGCAC